AUCACUUCUGGGUUGGAAGUGACGUUUAUUUCCUCCUAGCCAAUGAUUAUCCUCGAUCCCAGAAUGCAUUGCAUCACAAACUACAGGCGCGACCGUUGAACACGUAUUAUAGUCAAAUACUCAAACUUCGUAAAAUAGUGAAUCUUGGAGUUAAAGAAGCGAGUUAUGACCACAAGCAACAACAAAUGCUCAGUUCUUCAAGAUGUUGUUGCCUAUGUUGAUGUGUGGUCAUCAGACAAAACAGCAAACUAUUCAAAACCAUUUGUUCAACAGCUGCAGGAAAUGGGAGCUCAGGUAGCAAAAAGAUUCAAUAAACAUGUCACACAUGUAGUCUUUCACAAUGGACAUUCGGCUACAUGGAGGAGAGCUAAGGAAAGUGAUGUACGGCUCGUCUCUGUUCUCUGGGUAGGCAGAUGUUUUGAUGACGGUGUGCAUGCAGAUGAGGAGUUGUAUCCAGCCUUAAAUGAUGAAAGUAAUCCGCACAAGAGACAUCGUUGCAUGCAGCCAAAAGAUUCACCAGUGAGAACACCUCAGAAUGACUGGCGCAUGAGGAAGAAAUUAGAGAAGAUGAAGAAAGCCCUCCCUCCAGUAGAACCUCUGGUUACAGAUGUGUCGCCCAUCAUUAUUGAUGAAGAGAAUGGAAUAAUAUACAGCCCUUCAAUGAAAAGAUCAGAAUAUAUGGCAAAGCGUUUGAAAGACAUGAAAGAGAAUCAGAAAAACCUCUCACCCACAGAUUCGCAAAUGAAUAAAUCCUGCUCACCCAGCGAGCUGAAGCCUUCUCUUGGGAGCACGCCAACAUUCUUCAAAUUAAUGUGUAAGAAAAUGUUUCUUUCAAUCCAAAACUGCAGUCUUCUGCUCUGCAUUCAGACCACAAGCAACAACAAAUGCUCAGUUCUUCAAGAUGUUGUUGCCUAUGUUGAUGUGUGGUCAUCAGACAAAACAGCAAACUAUUCAAAACCAUUUGUUCAACAGCUGCAGGAAAUGGGAGCUCAGGUAGCAAAAAGAUUCAAUAAACAUGUCACACAUGUAGUCUUUCACAAUGGACAUUCGGCUACAUGGAGGAGAGCUAAGGAAAGUGAUGUACGGCUCGUCUCUGUUCUCUGGGUAGGCAGAUGUUUUGAUGACGGUGUGCAUGCAGAUGAGGAGUUGUAUCCAGCCUUAAAUGAUGAAAGUAAUCCGCACAAGAGACAUCGUUGCAUGCAGCCAAAAGAUUCACCAGUGAGAACACCUCAGAAUGACUGGCGCAUGAGGAAGAAAUUAGAGAAGAUGAAGAAAGCCCUCCCUCCAGUAGAACCUCUGGUUACAGAUGUGUCGCCCAUCAUUAUUGAUGAAGAGAAUGGAAUAAUAUACAGCCCUUCAAUGAAAAGAUCAGAAUAUAUGGCAAAGCGUUUGAAAGACAUGAAAGAGAAUCAGAAAAACCUCUCACCCACAGAUUCGCAAAUGAAUAAAUCCUGCUCACCCAGCGAGCUGAAGCCUUCUCUUGGGAGCACGCCAACAUUCUUCAAAUUAAUGUGUGACCAGUCAGAUGAUGAUUCUUGUGCUUCUGCUGCUGAAUGUGGUUACUUACCCAGUGCAGAAGAGAAGAUGCAAGUUGAUGUUACUGACCAUGUCCAUGUUGAAAAAUGGCACAGAAAAGGCUCUGAAAUACCUUCACCCUCACCUUGUCCUGAUGUACCAAAAUGGAUGUCAAGUCCUUUGAAAUGUCUUAACUUCAGUGACACAGAGGAUGAAGAAGAGAAUAGACCAAAAAAGUCAAGAAGGACCUCAGUCAGAAAAAAUCCAGCAGAGAAGCACAAAUCCACAGGCUUAUUAGAAAGUCCUUGUCAGGAGAGGAGCUCUGACAGUAGCAAGAGCUUUCAUAAAGACAAGGGGCAAUCACAGUUAAAAUGUUCUGGCCCAUCAUUUUACAAAUUUGACAAAGGAGACCGACAAUUUAAAGCAGACAUAUCCUUUACAAAGACUAAGACCCAGAUUUGUUCAGGUUCCCUCAACUAUUCUAGUUGCCUCUCAUCAUCAACCACGUUAACUGAUGCUGCAGUUGAACUGUCAAAAGAAACUGUUACUCCAGCUGAGGAAACACCCCAAAAAGCUACACCAUCACUUUCUACCUCAGCACAGUCUUUCAAUCGGUUUGAUGAAUCUGAAAGUGUUGUCUCAGGCUGUACUGUCAGAGACGAUUGUGUGUUUGAGGACUAUUUCUCCCCAGCUAACCACCACCAGAGAGUGAGAAGACCUCAUGUGCCUAAUCUAUGUGAGGAGAGUGACACUGAGAUUCCUUUUGAGUUGGCCGCUGUCCCAAAGAAGAGAAAACGAAGAAAUGAAAACACUGGAUCUGAAAACAGUAAAAAGAAGUCUAAGCUGGAAGAAAGUCUGUGUGGCAAAAAUGACAGUCAGCAGUCUGAUGCAAACAGUCGGUCUCAGAGUCAUCAACAUCAGGAUGUUAAAGAAUAUCUGCCUACACUGAAUAGUCCCCGUGCCCCCAGUGGAACUACAAAUGAUGCACUGAAACAGAGAAGAGCAUCUACAUCAGAACAACUAACAGUGUUAACAGAAGCUAAUAUGGUAUUGGAGCUGCAGAAAAACUCUGAUGUCAGUGUCCUUUCUCAGACUUUGAAAAGUAGAGGAAAUGAAUGUACAGUUGCAGCUGGUGUAACAGAGAUCCCCUCUGGUGACAAAAAGAGUCUCAGUAAGCAAGACAGCUUUAGUCUUCAGAAAACGGUGAAUAAAACAAAGGCUAUGAGAACAUUGGUCAUGACAAGCAUGCCCAGUGAGAAGCAGAACACAGUGGUUCAGGUGGUCAAAGUGUUGGGUGGUUUUUCAGUAGUUGACCGAGUUUGUGAGAGCACAACUCAUGUGGUGUCGGGAGGUCACCGGCGGACUCUCAAUAUUCUGUUGGGCAUCGCUCGUGGCUGCUGGAUCCUCUCUUUUGAAUGGAUUCUCUGGUGUUUGGAGCAAAGGCAGUGGAUUCCAGAGGAACCAUAUGAACUUUCAGACCAAUUUCCUGCAGCACAGAUUUGUCGUCUCCAGAGGCACCUGUCUGCCGGGGAGCACCAGCAAGACCUGUUCCAAAACCAGCCUGCCAUGUUUGUGUCCCAGCACUCCCAGCCGCCCACUCAGAGCUUGGUGGAGCUGAUCCAGCUAUGUGGAGGAACAAUCUGCAAAACUGUGCGGCAGGCAGGUAUCUGCAUAGGGAAGUACAGUGGCAGGAGGCCAGAGGGAUGCAGGAUCCUGUCUGAACAGUGGGUGCUGGAUUGUAUCACAUAUCUGAAGCAGCUGUCAUACGAUAAGUACGACUUGGAGUGAAAACUGAAACUUUGUUUGAACUGUGAAGUUUUUAAUUUUAUGCUGGUGGUGUCACUCAUACCGUAACUUUCUACCUUACUUCUGUUGUGGAGGUUUGUCUUUGUCUUGCUUUGCAAAUGUUUUCAGGGACUUUGCAUAAAUCCUCACAAAUGAUCUUGUUUCUUGUACUUUUGAGUGACCAUGAAAUCUCAAUACUCCUUAGGACUACUGUGAAACUGCCAUACUGAAAACUUGUCACUUUAUGUUCAUCCUUUUUAAUCCCCCCCACAGUCAAACCACUACUGUAUAACUGUGCUUUUCACAGGUCAUGAGACUGAGCCAGACUGUUUUUCCGUUAUAUUUGUUGAGCAAUACCAGCACUCUAAUAGAGCUAUCACACUGUAUUACUGAAAUGUUUCAUUGUCAUU
Messenger RNA from Monopterus albus (swamp eel), 3710 nucleotides. It is a transcript of the gene mcph1, whose product is annotated as microcephalin 1. Gene Ontology annotation, molecular function: DNA binding; ubiquitin-protein transferase activity; zinc ion binding. Gene Ontology annotation, biological process: DNA repair; mitotic cell cycle. The record is from RefSeq and is a predicted model, not a curated record. Gene Ontology annotation, cellular component: nucleus. Lineage: Eukaryota; Metazoa; Chordata; Actinopteri; Synbranchiformes; Synbranchidae. The transcript has 22 exons. Bases 166 to 3303 code for a protein of 1045 amino acids.